AUCACCUAUGGUUAGCUUUUGUCAAAAGACCAAAUGAGGUUUGACAAAGAGUCCUUCUCAUCCUUUUCCUCCUUUUUCAUUUCUAAAGGUUUAUUUGACACUCACACAAAGAAGAUCACGAAGCUUUUUCAAUUCUCUUGCUACCAAAUAGAAAAGACUAAACACCAAGAAUUUCAGAUAUUGCAUCAAAUCUUGUUAGCCUUCAAGCCAACCUCACUGUUAUGGAAACUCAUCAGCACCAAAAGAACACAGAAAACGAUGUGCCAAAGCAACAAAUUGAAGCAGCAGCAGCACAAUUAUCAUCAUGGCAACAACAAGAUAGAGAAGACGAAGCUUCGUCAUCACCACAGUCUUCAACACCCUCUUCCCCUUCUCAAGAGUUCUCCUUCACAAUCUCCCUCCACCACCCCACAUUCCCUCAAGAUAAUAAUAACUCCAAAGCUCAACCAUCUUCCAUUGCUCUUGAUUUAUCUCCUGCUGAUGACAUUUUCUUCCAUGGUCACUUGCUCCCUCUGCACCUCCUUUCACACCUCCCUUCUUCACCUCGCUCUUCAACCAAUUCCAUGGACAGCUUCACCCUCCCCAUCAGAGACUUAUUAGAGCAUGAAAACCACUCCAUCAUUAAGGAUACUACCACCAACAGCACCACCUCCUCAGACAGCAACAGCAGCAGAAGCACCAUACCAGACCAACACGACAACAUGGAAAAAAAAAAGGUACAAGGUAAGUCCAAGUUUACAUUUUCAUUAUUUGGAUUGGUCAAGGGGCACAAAGGGUGCCGAGAUAGCAAGGAAGAUAAAGCGAAGUACAAGAAGAAGGUAAGGUUUGAUGUGAUCCAUGCAAUGAAAAAGUACUUGAGAAUGGUUCAGCCUAAGAUGCUUUUCAAAGGGCAAAGAGAGAAGAUUAGACCCAGUUGUGGACAGAGUUAUUCUUAUUCAGGAAAUGUAACUCCAACAAAUUAUAAGCAGAGUUGGAGAGAACAGUAUUCAGCACCGGCAUCAAUGAGGACUUCUCCAACAAAUAGUGGUCUCUUGAUUGCAACCACACCUCUCCCUUCUUCUGCUAGAGACAGUACCAUGGAAGAGUUGCAGGCAGCCAUUCAAGCUGCUAUUGCUCACUGCAAAAAUUCAAUUGCAACAGAAGAAAAACUCAAAUGCUGAAUCUUUUUGCUGUUUUCUCAGUGAGACACAAUCUGUUCAAGACAUUUCAGACACAGACACUUCUCUCAAUGAACCACGACUCAUAACAUGGUGAAAGACCAGCCACUCAAAUUACCUUAGUUAAAAUAUGAGUUGAAUCAUUGAUACGAGAGAAUUUUUCUUAUUUUUCUUUCCCAAAAAAGUGUUAUUUCCUAGCAUUGGUUUUGUAUGUGAUAUUUAAAUAAUAGUGUACAUAAAAAAAUGUAGCAUAAUAAUGCAGUGGGGAGAAAACCAGUAUCUCAAAUUAUUUGAUUAAGUUAUAGAAUAUAGAUCAAGCUGUA
Molecule: messenger RNA, 1480 nt
Organism: Vigna angularis (adzuki bean)
Lineage: Eukaryota; Viridiplantae; Streptophyta; Magnoliopsida; Fabales; Fabaceae
Product: BRI1 kinase inhibitor 1
Exons: 1
Coding region: 222-1160 (312 amino acids)
Cellular component (GO): plasma membrane
Molecular function (GO): kinase inhibitor activity
Source: RefSeq, a predicted model, not a curated record